Messenger RNA from Mya arenaria, 9365 nucleotides. RefSeq names its product sushi, von Willebrand factor type A, EGF and pentraxin domain-containing protein 1-like. NCBI's taxonomy places the organism in Eukaryota, Metazoa, Mollusca, Bivalvia, Myida, Myidae. Bases 1 to 6687 code for a protein of 2228 amino acids. The record is from RefSeq and is a predicted model, not a curated record. The transcript has 37 exons.
AUGAGUAACCCGUUCAUGAAAUACAUUGAUCUAUUUCAAUAUCUAGCCACAUGCCCAGCAGUGGAGGGCCCAGAACGAGGCAAUGUUACUGUGACAACCACAGGGGCGGUGACGUCAGCAGUUUAUUUGUGUCAAGACAACUACACAUUGUGGGGAGAUGACACGAGGGUAUGCCAAGCAGAUGACACCUGGUCUGGAUCAAAGCCUUCCUGCAAUUGUGCGAGCCCGCCAGUCCCUGCAAACGGUGCUGUGACGGUAUCCACGGACGGCAGUACGGCGACGUACACGUGUCAGCUGGGGUAUACGUUGUCGGGGCUCGCUACACGUGCAUGUAUAGACGGUAACGCAUGGGAGGAUGCAGACCCUGGGUGUGUGAAAUGCGAUACACUGCAAAUCGUCACCGGACAGACGUCAGUGAUGUCAACAAACAACACAAUGACGUCCGUGAGUUUCACGUGCGCGAAGGGAUACACGCUGAACGGAACGUUACAGCUCACGUGCUCAUCUUCGGGGCAAUGGAAUGGACUUCAACCUCAAUGUGUUAUAUGUGACGUGCUCACUAACCCAGCCAGUGGGACGUUGACGUCGACGUCAGACGGUAGCGUCACCACGGCAACGUACGCGUGCAGCAGCGGGUACACGUUAGAAGGCGACGACACGCGCACCUGUCAGCUAGACGGCUCCUGGACAGGCGUCAUGCCUUCAUGCACGUGUAAUGCCCCGUCCGCGCCUGCCAGCGGAACUGUGAGGUCUAACGGUACUGUGGCCACUUACACCUGCACACAGGGCUACACCAUCAACGGCCCGUCGACGCGCAACUGUCAGACGGACGGUUCUGGUUGGAGCGGCGCUAAUCCAACUUGCACAUUGUGCCAGACGUUGACCACCGUCACCGGAGGAUCUUACACAAUGGUGACGUCAGGAACGGUAACGUCAGCAACGUAUACUUGUAACGUCGGUUACUCACUUGACGGCGCGUCGUCCAUCGCAUGCGAGUCGUCUGGUUCGUGGAAUAACGUACAGCCAAAGUGUGUACAAUGCCCUACACUGACGGAUCCCUCCAGCGGCACGGUUGCUUUGACGAGUUCCGGUUCGAAAACAAGUGCGACAUACGCAUGCGCGUCCGGAUAUAACCUCAACGGAAACACGAUCAGACUGUGUAACUCGGACGGUACUUGGAGCCUCGUAGCUCCCACGUGCACAUGCCAGGCCCCGCUGACGCCUGCAAAUGGCGACAUGACACAUGACGGCUCCACGGCCAGCUACUCCUGUCACCUGGGAUACUCCCUCGCCGGACUUUCUUCGCGCACGUGCGGCACAGACAGCAGCGGCUGGUCCGGAAGUAACCCCUCUUGCAGUGUGUGUGCAACCUUGAACUACCCUACCGGUGGAAGUGUAAGCAUGAGCACCGACGGCAUAAACACGCAGGCCGAUUACACGUGCAACUCUGGAUAUACGCUCAACGGUGCCGCAACAAUCGCCUGUCGCAGCGACGGCACGUGGAACUUCGCGGCGCCUAUGUGCGCGAAAUGCCCGGACCUGUCAGAUCCAAGAAGCGGUACUGUCACCGUCAGUACGACAGGAGGCGUUACCACUGCGACUUACGCGUGCCAGACCGGAUAUUAUAUCAGCGGAAACUAUCUGCUCACGUGCCAGACAACCGGAAGUUGGGACAACACAUCACCCACGUGCAAGUGCAACUUCCCCUCGACGCCGAGUAAUGGGGCGGUGUCGGUGUCCGACAGUACCGGCGGAACCACCGCCACGUACAGCUGUCUCGUCGGCUACUCGUUGUCGGGACUGGCCAGCAGGCUCUGUAUGGCGGACGGCUCCGGAUGGCAGGGCGCCGACCCCAUCUGUGUUGUGUGCCAGACCAUCUCAACCCCGACGGCCGGGACGUAUAGUCUGAGUACGAGCUCUACCAACACUAAAGUGACGUUUACAUGUAACGUUGGAACGACCUUAGAAGGCAACAGCGAGCUCGUCUGUCAGUCAGAUGGCACUUGGAAUAACGCCCCGCCUACAUGUGUUACAUGCGACACGCUCAUCGACCCUAACAGCGGCUCUGUAACACUGUCGAGCUCGGGCCUGGCAACCACGGCAACGUUCUCGUGCGUGACUGGCUACACGUUGACGUCAACAGCAACCUUGACCUGUGGCGGUGACGGAACGUGGGACCUGCCGAGUCCGAACUGCGUUUGUUCAUCACCACCUCUGGUGACCAACGGAGGUUUCAACGUUACUGCCGAUUUUGCUAUUGUGAGCUACACGUGCAACGUCAAUUACGUUCUGGUUGGUUCUGAAACACGCACCUGCCAAAGUGACGGCACCGGAUGGAGCGGCCUCGCCCCAACGUGCGACAGGUGUGCGUCCCUUGCACACCCUAGCGGUGGAACUGUGACGGCCACCAAGCACGGGGCAACGACAAGUGCCCAUUACACAUGUGUGGUGGGGUACACGUUAGACGGAGCAUACUUCCGGGAGUGUCAACCAGGCGGCUCCUGGUCACCGGCAGACCCGCCAACAUGCGUAUAUUGCGCUAAUAUCGGGAUACCCUCAAGUGGCGACGUAAAAUUGUUUUCGGACGGACUUACAAGUCAAGCAAACUCGACGUGUGGUCUUGGAUAUCACCUUGUUGGUGACGUCACACGCACCUGUCUGACGUCAGGAGUGUGGAGUGGAACAACACCAGCAUGCGAAUGUAACGAUCCCACUCAACCUGAGCACGGGUCCGUGGUAGCUGACGGACUAACAGCAAAUUACACGUGCAGUCAGGGUUACUCACUGGCCGGGUCAGCCAUGCGCACGUGUCAGUCUGGCGGACUGGGCUGGAGCGACAGUGACCCAACCUGUGAGAGCUGCGGUCCGCCCGCUGCUCAAGCAGGCAUAAACCACGUGCUGGGAGCCAACGGUGUGCAGACGUUCUCUGACGUUAGCUGUGACGUAGGCUACACGUUGUCUGGUGACGUCAGAGUAUACUGUAACGGGGGCGUUUGGGAUACCUUACCGACUUGCACUCUGUGUGACGUUCUUCCGCCACCUGGCAGUGGGGACGUGACGUUGUCGACAACUGCACUCGUGACGUCAGCGACUUAUAUCUGUGACGUUGGGUACAGCUUGCAGGGCACGGAAACUCGCACCUGCCGGGAUGACGGCUCAUGGGACCUGACAGCACCCACAUGUUCUUGCAAUUCCCCUCCGAUGCCCCAACACAGCUUCAUGACGGCUAACGGCUCUCACGCGACGUACAUCUGUGACGUUGGCUACUCACUGGAAGGCGACCGAGUGCGCGUUUGCGCAAAUGACGGCUCCGGUUGGAUCGGUACAGACCCUGAAUGCACGCCCUGUCAGACAAUUUCAACUGCUGUCGGAAGGAUGGUUUCUCUGUCAACGGAUGGCCUUGAGACAACCGCGUCCUUCACCUGUACGGUGGGGUAUACCCUGAAUGGCCAGGGCAACAUCACCUGUAGAAGUGAUGGAUCCUGGGACUUCAGUGAGCCGGUUUGUGAAACAUGCCCGAUCCUGAACGUCCCAACGAGUGGCGACGUUACCAUGACGACGGAUACCAUGACCACUAAGGCCACGUUUAGCUGUCUCCCUGGUUACUUCCUGAGCGGAACGGAAACUAUCACGUGCCUUACUUCAGGUUUAUGGAGAUACAACGAGCCUGUGUGCAGAUGUGUGGCGCCAUCUGCUCCGCUUCAAGGUAGCGUGGAAAUUGAUGACAACUCUUUUGGUCAAUAUGCCAACUACACGUGCAAUCUCGGCUACGUCAUAUCAGCUUUAGGCACAAGACGCUGCAUGGAUGACGGAACGGGUUGGGAGGCGACAGAUCCCACGUGCGAGCGCUGCACCAGCCUUUCCAAUCCGACGGGCGGCAGUGUUGCGCAGUCUACAGACGGACAGACAACCACGGCAAAUUACACGUGUGUGGUGGGAUACUCGCUGAAGGGGUCCAACAUCCGGGUCUGCCAGGUUGACACUUCGUGGCAACCCUUGGCACCAACUUGUGCAUAUUGUUCUAAUCCUGGGACCCCAGCAAGUGGAUCUGUGGACCUGACCACUGACGGAGUCACGAGCGUUGUCACUUACUCGUGCGCGACCGGAUAUACGCUGAAAGGCGCGGCAACGCGUGUGUGCCUCACAACAGGCGUAUGGGACGGAUUGACACCCACAUGUGAGUGCGAGGUGCCCGCUACCCCACUGCACGGGACCAUGGUGUCUGACGGAAAAACAGCUAACUACACGUGCGACGUCGGGUAUGCGCUUCAAGGGCACAUAAUCCGCACUUGUAGCGUUGCCGGGACCGGAUGGAGCGACACCGAUCCAGUUUGCACGCAAUGCAGCCCCCUGGCAGCCCCCAAUGGCGGGUCCUACACAUUGAAUUCAACGGGCACACAGACGUUUGCACUGUUCACGUGCGAAAAGGGUUACACCAUGUCCGGUAUAAGCAAGACGUACUGCAGCAGCAGUGGCGGCGCCUGGGAGACACCACCCACAUGUUCCAUGUGCCAUCCGCUGCUAACCCCGGACAGCGGGACUGUUGACCUGGCGUCCACGGGUUACGCCACCCUGGCGAAGUACGCGUGCGCUCUGGGCUACACUCUGGCGGGGGCGAGACAGAGGGUGUGUCAAGUAGACGGAUCAUGGGACCUGGAAACGCCAUCUUGCUAUUGUAACUCCCCGACGGUGCCACAGCACGGAUCAAUGACGGCAAACGACUCCCACGCGACUUACACGUGCGGCGUAGGAUACUCGUUGCAAGGCGACCAUCUGCGUGUAUGCGCAAAUGACGGUUCCGGUUGGAGCGGAGCUGACCCUGAAUGCACAACAUGCUUGACGAUCUCAAUCCCAAGUGGCGGCGCCGUGAUUCUCGAUACUGACGGCGUGGAAACGUCGGCGUCAUUUACCUGUAUACAAGGUUAUACGUUGAACGGUCACGUGACUAUAACGUGCCGUGGAGACGGGACGUGGAACUUUAGUCCGCCACAGUGUGUUUCCUGUCCUACACUUUCAAGCCCGGCAAGCGGUAACGUGUCGUUGACCUCAAACACGCUGGUGACGAUGGCGACAUUCGCCUGUGAUGCCGAUUAUUACCUGAGUGGACAGCGGACCGCUACGUGCACUUCAGCUGGUCAAUGGAGCAACCCCUCACCCACAUGCAAAUGUAACUCACCGGGUGCGCCACUGCACGGUAGUAUGUACAUCACGGAGACUUCCGGCUUCCAGGUGGCAAACUACGGAUGCGCCCUUGGUUACAGCAUUUCCGGCCUAACCCAGCGGCGUUGCCUUGAUGAUGCUAGUGGCUGGGAGGAUGUGGAUCCUUCAUGCACUUCAUGCGAUACAAUAACUACAACACCAGAGCUGACGGUUGUCAAAAGCACAAACGGUAGUUCCACACGUGCAUUAUAUGCGUGCGCCUUGAACUACACGUUGUCUGGAGAGCACGUGCACACGUGUACAUCCACGGGAGUGUGGAACCACCAAAAGCCUAUUUGUGUCUUAUGUUCCACGAAGUACGACCCACCAAGCGGCAGUGUGACCUUAAGCACGGACGGCCUUGUUACGUCUGCCAGCUUCCGGUGUGUGACGGGCUACAGCACCAAUUCGACCACCGUCACUUUAUGUGGCACGGACGGUGACUGGGACCUCCCGAACCCCUUCUGUGUCUGCGACCCGCCCAAAGCUAUUAUAAACGGCGGUUAUGUGCUCAUGCACGGGGAGAUGGCGGUCAACUACACGUGCGACUCAGGGUACGAGCUAGUGGGCGGCGGCUUCCGCCUCUGUUCCACGGACGGCACCGGCUGGAACGGCACCGACCCUAGAUGCGACUACAUCGAGCCAACGACGCCUGCACCCCGGAAGUCUCAGGACGACACAGUGUUGUCCAUUCCGCCGCCGGCCUUCAUAGCGGUUGUGGUGCUCGUGUUGCUGCUCCUUGUUGCCCUCGCCAUUACCGCCGCCUGUUGUUGGCUGCGAUACCGGAAGGAGCGGUAUCGCGUAUCGGCCGCAAUCAUUCCCAACGGGGCGGCUGGGUCACACUUCAAUACCGUCAAUCCAGAUGUCACCAACAGUAAAAGUUUAUUGCUAAACGAAGAGUCUGAUAAAAACACUAAAACAACAUUCAAUGCAAAAUCACUGCACGGCAGGGCGCUGUCUACACCAUCCGUUGAUAAAAACAACGGUGCGAUUGUUGAAAAUUCUGCCCCAGAAAUGUUAGCUGUAAAUUUGCCUGAGUAUGUCGGGACUCCGGCAAGGAAGAUUCCCCUAGCCGCCGUGAGGCUUCCGGCGCUAUCCCCUAGGACCGCUCCAGAGAAGCUACCAAAAUCUCCUACAAAAUCUACGCCAACAAAAUCUCCGUCAAAGACGGGCAAAACGCGCCGGAAGCGCCGCCGCAAAGAUGAAGAACGGAAGCCGCUAAGGCCGCCAACUGACACGAGUGCCUCUAACGGAUCCCUGUCGCUCCCGGAAACGACCACUUCUACGCCAAUAGAGAUCCAGCUGGGUCGGGGUGACACGCCCAUCAUGCUACAAUCUGACAACCUCGACUACAUUCAGCGCGUUUAUUGCCACGAGAUGGAUACGCCGCUGCCAAGCCGCCCUGUGUCCGGCGUCGAACAAAGCCGAACGCUGUCCGCCAUCCAGAGAAUGAUGAACCGUACAUCAAGCACGGAAAGCUCUGUAUAAUAAAACAUUGGCGUUGAAUUUUAUAUAAUAUUUUUUUCAGAAUAUAUAUAUAUAUAUAUCAACAUGUGUAUUGUAUAUGAAUAAUUGAGUGUAGAAGUCGGUUCCAUGUUUAUGUGCGAGCUGCACAAACACGUACCGUUUUGUUACUUCUUACUCAUUCAGGGUCAUUAGAUUAGAUUUGGUGUUUUCGUUUUCACAGUGCUUUUAAAACACAAGUACCUCAUCUUUAUAAAUCUGCCUAUUGUCGGUGCACAAUAUAGCUAAUCUCGAAUAAGUCGAUUUUUUUUUGUUAAAUUCAUAUCCUUGUAUCGGCUAUAUAUAAGUGCAAUUAUUAGUGUUCUUGUCAUUCAAGAUGAACCUUAUUUUAUUUUAUCUAAACUCAUCACACUGUUGCUAUCGCAUGUGCCUUAAAGGGGCAGAUUUAAAUGGAAAUAGCCUUAUGAUUUAUUAAACAUUUAUUAGCCAUUCUAAAGCCUAUGAAAUAUAUCACAAAUCUGCAUACAUUAAAAUAGUGAUGCAUUUAAAUGACCAAAAAACAACAACAUUAAAAUACUAGUAUCUUAAAACAAAUCCUUCUACAUGUAUGAACGUAUUCAGUCAUAUAUACUAUGGAGCUUAGUUAUCAUUUGUUCAGCAAGUGUAUGAGAUAUACUCAGUCAUUGGGGGGUUGCAAUUAAAUAGAAAGCUGCAUGACCAUACUGUAGACCAUACUGUAGACCAUACUGUAGACCAUACUGUAGACCAUACUGUAGACCAUACUGUAGACCAUACUGUAGACCAUACUGUAGAAGGUUUGACGGAUUCAAAGUAUCGGUCAUCUCCUUGCAUCAACAAAAUAUAUUCACCAAAUAUGAAGAUAUGUUUUAAUAUAAUACACAUCAAUGUGACACCUUUUCUUGGGGCAUAGGGAGACCAAUUUUAAUUUUAAUAGAAACUUAUUCAUUUUAACGUGAAGUGAAAUACAUAAGAGUUAAAAAUACUUAAAUUAUUCCAUAAUAUUAUACGAGUUUUGCGUUUUAAAACAUAAAGAACAAUUGGUUUAUUUAUCAUAUGAAAAUGUUUACACAAUUAUACACGUUAUAACAUAUUUAUGAUAAGCAAAUUGAGGUAGAUGGCGGCCGAGGUCCUUUAUAUACAUGCAUUUUGAUACUUCUUGUGUAUGACAUUAUCAUAAUGAUGAUUCAUUUCAAAUUGCGAUAUUUUUUUUGCUUUAUAAAUUCGUCCAAAUACUUACACAGUUGUGAUAUUUCCGUGUGAUAUGAUCUUAAACUUCUGUCAGUGGACAUUUACGUGUGAUAUGAUGUUAAACUUCUGUUAGUGGAUAUUUACGUGUAUUAUGAUGUUAAACUUCUGUCAUUGAACAUUUCCGAGUAGCAUGAUGUUAAACUUCUGUCAUUGGACAUUUACGUGUGAUAUGAUGUUAAACUUCUGUCAGUGGACAUUUACGUGUGAUAUGAUGUUAAACUUCUGUCAUUGGACAUUUACGUGUGAUAUGAUGUUAAACUUCUGUCAGUGGACAUUUACGUGUGAUAUGAUGUUAAACUUCUGUCAGUGGACAUUUACGUGUGAUAUGAUGUUAAACUGCUGUCAGUGGACAUUUCCGAGUAGCAUGGUGUUAAACUUUUGUUUUAACAUUUCUGUAUAAUAUUAUGUUCUAAUUCUGUCAUAGAACGUUUCCGUGUGAUAUGAUGUUGAACUUCUGUCAUUGAACGUGUCCAUGCAACAUGAUGUUGAUAUUUCCGUGUAACAUGAUGUGUAUAUUCUGUCAUUGAACGUAUUCGUUUUAUAAUUAUGAUGUUCAACUUCUGUCAUUGAACGUUUCCGUGUGAUGUAAUGUUCAACAUGCACUGUAACAUUAUGUGUAUAUUCUGUCAUUGGAGAUUUCUGUGGCAUAUGAUGUUAAACUUCUGUCAUUGAACGUGUCCGUGUGAUAGAAUGUUAAACUUUUGUCAUUGAACGUGUCCGUGUGAUAUGAUGUUAAACUUUUGUCAUUGAACAUUUUCGUGUUUUAUGAUGCUAAACCUUUGUCAUUAAACGUGUCCGUGUAACAUGAUGUUGAUGUUUCCGUGUAACAUUACAUGUAUAUUCUGUCAUUGGAGAUUUCUGUGUCAUAGGAUGUUAAACUUCUGUCACUGAACAUUUCCGUGUGAUAGAAUGUUAAACUUUUGUCAUUGAACGUGUCCGUGUGAUAUGAUGUUAGACUUUUGUCAUUAAACGUGUCCGUGUUAUAUGAUGUUUAAAUUUUGUCAUUGAACGUGUCCGUGUUAUAUUAUGUUAAACUUUUGUCAUUGAACGGGUCCGUGUUAUAUUAUGUUAAACUUUUGUCAUUGAACGUGUCCGUGUGAAAUUAUGUUAAACUUUUGCCAUUGAACGUUUCCGUGUGAUGUGAUGUUAAACUUUUGUCAUUGAACAUUUUCGUGUUUUAUGAUGCUAAACCUUUGUCAUUGAACGUGUCCGUGUAACAUGAUGUUGAUAUUUCCGUGUAACAUGAUGUUAAACUUCUGUCCUUGGACAUUUCCGUGUAACAUUAUGUGUAUAUUCUGUCAUUGAACGUUUCCGUGUGAUAUGCUGUUAAACUUCUGUCAGUGGACAUUUCCGUGUGAUAUGAUGUUCAACUACGUAUACCCUUCAGGCAAUUGUAUCAUCUUUAAUACUAAAACAAUAAAUCAACAAUGGAA